Messenger RNA from Rhodamnia argentea, 636 nucleotides. RefSeq lists its product as uncharacterized. The coding region runs from base 1 to 636 and encodes 211 amino acids. The record is from RefSeq and is a predicted model, not a curated record. Lineage: Eukaryota; Viridiplantae; Streptophyta; Magnoliopsida; Myrtales; Myrtaceae. The transcript has 2 exons.
AUGAUAAAUGAUAAAGGGGACGAUGGUCGAUUUUCAGCUGAAAGUGCGGAUGACCAGCAGCCUAUUUGUACAUCUAAUGAGCGAGAUCAGCCUGCUCCUUCGCAAAUUGCCCCUUCUUCGAUGCCUGACCACUCUCCCGAGAAUGAUCCCGAGGUAAGCUCUCUUCUUGAUCUUGAGGUUUCUGAUGAUUCUGAGUUGGUUGUUAUAUAUAAACUCCCCGACAGGCAUAAUUGGGGCAAGCCUCCUAGUCAGUACUCACCGAGUGUGGAGGAACGAAAGUCUAAAUAUCAUAUUGCUGAUUUUGUGUCAACAAGAAAGCUGUCGGAAUUUUUUAAGGCUUUUGUGUCAAAUGUAUCGGUUGUUCAAAUUCCGAAUGGGGUGAAAGAGGCCUUGAAGGAUCCAAAAUGGGUUCAAGCUAUGAAGGAGAAAAUGAAAGCAUUAGAAAAAAACCAGACUUGGAGGCUUGUAGAGUUGCAAGAAGGGAAGAAAGCCAUGGAUGUAGGAGAUGAUCUUGAAGAAAUUUCGAGGCUUCAAGAAAAGUUGGCAAAAGAGUUUAAGAUGAAGAACUUGGGAGAACUGAAGUAUUUCUUGGAUAUUGAGGUAGCUAGGUCUAAGGAAGGAAUUUUCUUGUCAUAG